AGAUUUAUUUGUUUGGAAAUCCUUGAGAUGAUGACUUUUAUGAGAUGAUAGCAAAAUUAUAAAAUGGAGAUUAGAUAGAGUCUGAUGAUGAUUCAGAGAAUGAUUAGGAUAGCGAUGGAGAAUAGAAGGAAUCUAGAUAAUAGCAAUAGUGAUUAAUUAAUAUUAAUAAAAACGGUAUUUGUAGUGAUAAUAAAAUAAAUAAUGAAGAGUAUAACAGGAGUGCUAGUGAUUUUACUAUUGAGUUAAAGUGUUUUAUGCAGUCCAAAGAAGAUCAAUACAGAUUUUUUGAAUUUGCUUAGUUCUAAGACAAAUGUAAUGAGUUCUUAGGAUGCCAUAUAAUCUGUAUUGACACUCUUGGAAGAUUUACAAGGGGCUAAUGUUGAAGCUUAAGAUAAAGCUGAUCUUACAUUCUAGAGAUUUGAGAAUGCUAUCUUAUAAGAUAUAAAUGAAUUCUCAGGAAUUGUCAAUGUUAAUUCUAAGAGUGCUGCAGUUGCCUCAUAAGAUCUUGAAGCUGUUGAGUAAUACUUUAUUUAACUUAAUUAAGUUUAAAGAUUCAACAAACUACAGAUUACUUGAAUUGGAAUAAUAAGAGAUAUAAAGCAAAUGAACUUAAAUUAGAAAAUUUAGCUGAGUAUUCAUAUAUUAUUAUUAUAUUAUAGAUAACGUUGUGAAGCUAAUGCUUUAUUUAUUGACACCCUUAGAGAGUAUAAAAAUGCACUAUCAGUACUUGAUUGGGUUAGAAGUGAUGCUUAAAAUAAAUAAACAAAUCUAGUCGAAAAAAGUCAUUUUGGUGAUUAUGCUGAGAAAUUAAGCAAAUAUGCCAAUCUUUUUGAAGAAUAAGCAGUUUAAGAUUUUGUUAAAUUAGGAGAUGAUUAAACUUCAUUCUCAUAAACCAGUAUAUAUAAUCAAUUAUUUCUUAGGAUAGAGAGCUAAUUCUGAAUAAUUAAUCUAAUUAAUGACUAAAGAUGUUGUUGGAGUUAUAUAAUAAUUGAUUGAGAAAUUAAGAGAAACCAUUAAAGGAUUAGAAGAAUAAGAAAUAUAAUCUGCCAAUGAUUUUGCUGAUUUCAAAACUAAUCUAUUAGCUGAAUAAGAAUCAUUGAAAUAAGAAUAUGAUGCUAAGGCUAAAUUCUUAAAUUCCUUACAAAAUGAUAAAGAAUUAGCUUCUGAUAUUUUAACUAAAAAGAAGGAGUUAUAAGAUUAAAGUAUGAGAAUUCUAAGUUUAACUUAAGGUAAUUUAUAAAUUUAUCUUUCUUUUUAGAAGAGUAUAAUUAUAAAAAGAAAUUGUACAAUGCUGAAAAAUCAAAAAGACACGAAGAAAAUCAAUUAUUAGAAGAAUCUUUAUUGAUUUAUAGAGAGAAAAUUUCUACAGUUAAUGAAUAUCUUAAAAAACGAGUUAAUGAAUAUGUUGGAGAUUCUUUGAUUGAAGAACAUGCAGUCACCAAAUAGUAAUCUGUUUCAGCAAGAAAAGGAUAAUGAUACAAUAUCAAUAGAUAC
Paramecium sonneborni is the source of this 1494-nucleotide messenger RNA. NCBI's taxonomy places the organism in Eukaryota, Ciliophora, Oligohymenophorea, Peniculida, Parameciidae. The record is from the annotation of a GenBank genome assembly.